Molecule: messenger RNA, 1137 nt
Organism: Parathielavia appendiculata
Lineage: Eukaryota; Fungi; Ascomycota; Sordariomycetes; Sordariales; Chaetomiaceae
Product: NAD(P)-binding protein
Exons: 5
Coding region: 1-1137 (378 amino acids)
Molecular function (GO): nucleotide binding
Source: RefSeq, a predicted model, not a curated record
AUGGCGCCCAUAAAAGUUGGCAUUGUAGGCUACGGCUUCGCCACAAAGUGCUUUCACUUGCCCUACAUCCUUCCAAACCCAGAUCUAGAGGUCUACGCGUUCCUGCAGCGGGCGGCAGCGCCGAGUGAACCCUCACAGACACCUCGUUGGGGCCACUGCACCAUCGACUUCCCGCAGGCCAAGCACUACCGGACGACCGACGAGUUCUACGCCGACGAUCAGAUCGAGCUUGUCGUAAUCUGCACCUCAAGUACGGCGCAUUAUGAGUUUGCCGAGAAGGCUCUGCUUGCCGGCAAGCAUGUGGUUGUCGAGAAGCCCUUUGUUACAAGCAGCGCUGAGGCAGAUAGGCUCAUUGCCCUGGCCAAGGAGAGGGGCAAAAUCCUGACGGUGUUUCACAAUCGGAGGUUCGACAGCGACUUCAGGACCCUGCAUCAUCUCAUGAGUCACGGCGCUCUGGGGGAUGUGCUGCAAGCAGACAUCCACUUCGACUACCCCGAUCCAACGUGGAUCUCUGGAUGGACGUCAAAGGAGUACAUACCUGGGGAAGGAAUGACUUUUGGCCUCGGCACCCACACUCUUGACCAAGCGCUCUAUCUGUUUGGCCGGCCCGCCUCGGUAACCGGCUUCCUGCGGUCAAACCGCGGCAUCGACAGCGAGAUUGAUGAUACCUUCAUCAUUAUUCUCCAGUACUCGGGGAAGCAAAAGAACCUGCUGGUGACGGUCAAGACGGCCAUUGUCACGCACAUGAAGGACCAGCUGCGCUUUUUUGUCCGGGGAACCAAGGGGACAUAUUUGAAAUUUGGAACAUGCCCACAAGAGAGCCAGGCCAUCGCCGCUCCCGGGCAGCCAGCAACAAGCCCCGAGUUUGGCGUGGAAGACGAACGCAUCUGGGGCACGCUGACCACCACCACCGAGUUUGACCCCGAGAUCCAGCACUUCGACGAAGAAAGCAAAAAGUACAUUGGCAAAUAUCCCAGUCUGAAGGGGUGGUACAGGGGAUACUACGAGAAUGUGUCGGCGGCUAUUCGCGGGAGGGAGGAAAUUUUUGUCAAGCCUGACACGGCGAGGGACGGGCUGAGGAUCAUUGAGCUGGCGAGGGAGUCCCAGGAGAAGGGAUGCACCGUUCCCUGGUCCUAG